CACCAUGUCUAUGUCUUUUUCUUUAUCCUCUUCCAGGCUCUCUGGGGGAUAUGGAGGUCUUGGCAUGGCUCGGGCUGGUGCAGGUGGUGGGGCUAGACUGGGCCUUGGGCUAGGAAGUGCUGCUGGCUUUGGUGCAGGUCUUGGCCUUGGAGGAGGAUUGGGCUAUGGGGGCAGCGGAGGCUUUGGCCUAGGCAUUGGUGGAGGUAUAGGAGCUGGUGCAGGACUGGCACUGGGUGGUGGUGGUGGGGCACUGGUUGCCAGUCCUGCAUUCGCUAUGGGUCGCGCCAUUGCUGCAGGAGGGCUCAGUUCCAGCUCUGCAUUUGUCGCUGGCUCAGGAUCAGGGGCUGCUGUGGCCCCCAUACUUUCCAGACAGGCUGAGAAGCACAUGCUCUCUGGGCUCAAUGAUCGUUUCUCUGGGUACAUGGCCAAAGUACGGGCGCUACAGCAAGAGAAUGCAGCUCUGGAGGCCAAGCUGUCCCAGCUGACUGGGGGGACAGACGUGUCCCAAGAAUCAUCUGGGACUUCCACACUGGAGUAUGAGGCCCAGCUGAGUGAAUAUCGCAGCACACUGGAAACUCUCACCAUUGACACCGUCAAGCUGGAGAUUGAGCUGGACAAUGUCCGUGGCACUGCCCAUGAACUGAAGGCUAAGCUUGACUUUGAACAAGGAGUGAAGUUUCAACUUGAGUCUGACAUUGCUGCCAUGAAAAAGGACAUUGAAAUGGCCUCUGACCUAAGAAUCGAUUUGGAUGCCAAAUAUUCUAGCCUGAAAAAUGAACUGGACUUUGUCAGCAAAAUGCAGGAGGAGGAACUGUCUUCUUUGCAAUCCAAACUGGGCACAACAACAAUGGACACUUCAGUCUCAAUGAUUGAAGUAGACACUGGCAAGUCAUUUGACAUCUCUACAGCACUCAUCAAGAUGCGAGAGGAAUAUGAGAAAUCUGUGCAUCAGCACAGAGAAGAGGCUGAGGCUUACUACAAACUCAAGAUGAACGAGAUACAGACGACCAAUUCCAAAAACACAGAGGCUGUGUCAUCAAUUAAAACUGAGAUCACAGCAGCCAGGAAAGAGCUGCAGACACUGAGUUUAGAGCUGCAGGGUCUUGUUGCUUCUAAUAUGAGUCUAGACCAGAGUUUAGCAGAAGCCCAGGCCCAGUCCAGUGUGGGUGUUGCUGAGUACCAGGCACAGAUCGCUAGCCUGACAUCAGCCAUAGAGGUGGCUAAAGCAGACCUCCACAAACAGAUCCUUGCCUACCAAGAGCUGCUGGACAUCAAACUUGCCCUAGAUGUCGAGAUCUCCACCUACAGAAAACUGCUGGAAGGAGAUGACUUCAAAAUGCCAGAGUUCACAGAGACAUCCUACACUUUUUCAGCGGGUCAAAUACAGGUCAAAGAAAUUAUUACAACAGAGACAUCAGUCAUUUCUGACGCUGAUGAUACCGAAUCCUCUUGAUGGCUUGGAGGCAUCCAGUCAAUGCAGGCUUGAUAAAUGCAGACCCGUGCAAGACAUCCAAUCCAAAAAUGUGGAGUUCCAUC
Xyrauchen texanus (razorback sucker) is the source of this 1536-nucleotide messenger RNA. Its product is annotated as thread biopolymer filament subunit gamma-like. Lineage: Eukaryota; Metazoa; Chordata; Actinopteri; Cypriniformes; Catostomidae. The coding region runs from base 5 to 1453 and encodes 482 amino acids. The transcript is spliced from 9 exons. The record is from RefSeq and is a predicted model, not a curated record. Gene Ontology annotation, cellular component: axon; type III intermediate filament; plasma membrane.